ACCUCACUCUUUGUCUUGAACUUGUUCAGGAGGCUGCCGGGGAGAUCUUUGAAAAUCAAAUGUCUUGCCCUGGUUUUAUUAAAAUGAUCAAGGGAGUGGUAAAUAUUCUCCGGAGGGCGUCUACGCUGACAUCAGUGCAUCGGAGAGGGAUAAUUUUAGCGCCAAAGCAGUGGAAUUGCACAAAUCCAGCUUCCGAUGUCGCUUCCGAUGAUAUCUCUGAUCCAAUUCUCAAUCAGACUUUUGAGGAGUACCGCCGAAAGAAUCUCCUGCUGCUCAAGGUGAAGGGACUGUUGAAAUGUAGCCACAGGGAAGCGGAGAAAUUCAUUGAAUCCUCCAAGUACCUCAAGGUAAUGGAACAGAAUCAGAUUGUGGAGAUUUUGCGGUAUCUGCUGAAUAGGAAAGUGCCACCGGAGAGUAUUAUGGAGAAUCCUUGGCUACUGCUGCAGCCACAGAAUACUCUUAGGGAGAAAUGUCUGACUUUGCAUGCCAUGCAGCCACGGGAACUGCUCGAUUUUGUGCCUCUGUUGCGAGUAUCACUGCUGAGUCUCUUGAAAAUCCAGAAGAAGUACGAGUCGGAGGGUUCAACAAUCCCAGGGAAGCAUAGGGUGUACUAUCUCAGCGAUCGGCUGGAAGUGGAGCCAAAGAUUGUGUCCAAGUAUCUGUCUACGCAUCAGUUUAUGUUCUUCAUUGCCUUCUCGACACUCCAGGAGAUCCUGGAUCUCAUGGUGAAGUACAAUGUCGCUCCGAUGAAUAUUUUGAAGGACCUCUGGGCAUUCCGGUACAAUCCAAAGUCCGUGGAAUUUCGACUGGAUCGUGCAAGGCAGGCUGAAGUGGAAAAGCCAAUGCCGUGGAUGGUCCGUUGUCCAGUGCCGAUCCUUGAGAAAUCCCUGCAGAUUUCUGUAAAGCACCGUGCUCUGCUCGGUAGCAAUGAAUCUACGCUGGAGUAUCUGUCUGAGAGACUGGGAUAUGACCUAGAGACGAUGAGAUACAUCACUUCCAAGCAUCCGGCUGUUCUUCGUGUCCGGAUGACCAAAAUCAAGGAAAUACUCGACUUCCUGCUCCUCGAAGAGGGAUUUACAACGCAUGAUAUCGCUCAAGUGCCUCGGAUUCUCUGCCACAGUCUCGAGACGACACGGACACGCCUGGCGGAACUCAAAGGAUACGGCUGCGUCCCGUCAACUCUGGUCAUCCUUUGCAGGAGUCAGCGGGAGUAUGAAAAAUUCGUCAACAAUUGGCUAAUAACCCGAGAGAGGCUUGGACUUUUGAAAGAAAAUAAAGAAUAGAGGGAUUUGUUUCUAGGA
Messenger RNA from Phlebotomus papatasi, 1301 nucleotides. It is a transcript of the gene mTTF, whose product is annotated as transcription termination factor, mitochondrial. Gene Ontology annotation, molecular function: double-stranded DNA binding. The record is from RefSeq and is a predicted model, not a curated record. Gene Ontology annotation, cellular component: mitochondrial matrix. Gene Ontology annotation, biological process: regulation of DNA-templated transcription; termination of mitochondrial transcription. The transcript is spliced from 2 exons. The coding region runs from base 60 to 1283 and encodes 407 amino acids. NCBI's taxonomy places the organism in Eukaryota, Metazoa, Arthropoda, Insecta, Diptera, Psychodidae.